Messenger RNA from Prorocentrum cordatum, 927 nucleotides. The record is from the annotation of a GenBank genome assembly. NCBI's taxonomy places the organism in Eukaryota, Dinophyceae, Prorocentrales, Prorocentraceae.
AUGGCGGCGGCGUGCGGCGGGGCCUGCGGGGGCCUGCGGGGCCCGCGAGAGCCGAGCCCCUCCCCGGGCCUCGGCCGCGCCCCGAGCAGGUCUGGUUUCGACGUCCCGAACACGGUGCUUCUGGCCGACGCCCUGGAGCCGCCAGUGCUGGAGACCCCGGUGUCGCGGCACACUUCGGGCAAGAUGGCGCCGAUCAGGCCUCCUCCAGGGCUGUCGCGCACUGGGCCGCCGGUGCCCGUCUCGAUCGCCAGCGAGCUCGCCGAGCGCGCAGCAACCCCCGACAAGGUGUCCCCCCUCACGCCCGAGCUGGAGCACCUGCAGCAGCAGCCGCGGCUACUGCAGCUGCACUUGCACCUCCAGCUGCCAGGGCCGCUGCUGCAGCUGACCGCGCCGUCGCCCGCCGCCUCUCCGGACCGGACGGAGACCUCGGAGGCGCCGGGCCUGGCCGCCGCGGACUCGACGGCGAGCGAGGACAGCUGGCAGCUGCCGCCCGGGGAGCAGCCGGGCCAGCCGCCGUUGCUGGGCGCGCUGAAGCCCUGGGGGGCCUCGCCGGACAAACGCGCGACACUGGUGCUGGUCGCGUUGGCGGACUUCCCGCGCGCUGCCACUGAGAGCGAGAUCUGCCUCGCGCUCGACCAUGCGAUUGCGCAGUAUGGCGGCUUGCACCUAGUCGCGCACGGCGGAAGCGUGCGCGAGUGCCGCAUCGUUCGGGACAAGGGUCUCUACGGGAUAUUCGAGUUCAAGAGCGAGGAACUGGCCAAGAUAAUACUCAGCGCCUGCAGCCGGGGUAACGUUGUGAUGAAGGACGCGAUGCACAAGAGAUGGUACUUGCACGCUAGCCGGUCACGUCGGGUCACGGUCGACGUCCGCGAGGCUGCCGACAGUGGAAGGAGGGAGCAACUGCCCGACCAGCAGGUGGCUCCCUGA